Messenger RNA from Hevea brasiliensis (rubber tree), 1386 nucleotides. RefSeq lists its product as uncharacterized. The record is from RefSeq and is a predicted model, not a curated record. The transcript is spliced from 2 exons. Bases 218 to 571 code for a protein of 117 amino acids. Lineage: Eukaryota; Viridiplantae; Streptophyta; Magnoliopsida; Malpighiales; Euphorbiaceae.
UUUUCUCAUGCAAGCCAAGCACUUUCCUCUCUUUCUUGGAAGCCCACAUAAUGUGAAAAGCAUUAGUUCAAAACGAAGGAAACCCACAUAUUGUGAAAAGCAUUAGUUCAAAACAAAGGAAACUCACAUCGAUCUUCAUCACUGAGACAGCAGAAUAAAAGGAUAAAGACGGGGCAAGGAUCUUAUUUCUUGUGGGAUUUCAGAAGGAAAUAAAAUAAUGGGGUUCAAGAAACUGGGUUUGUUCCUUUUCGUGAUAAUCUUGUUUCCGAUUCAUCCCCUGCUAAAUACCUACACUGCUGCUACUGGGCUCCAGCCGCUGGUCUCGGUAAAGAGGAAGGGUGGAGGCGGUGGUGGCCAUGGAGCCGGAAGCGAAGCGCAUGGUGGAGAGGCUAGAGGUAAUGGUGAUGAGGGACAUGGUACAACUGUAGUCCCUUUGUACGCUGCUGGGGCUAUGUACCAUCACCAGAAUCAUGGUUCUAAUGAAGGCUCCCGGAAAUAUGCUGGUUCCAGUUAUUUGGUUCUAGCAGCCUUGGUUGUUUGUCUUCUCCGGGGUCUGUUUGGAAGGGGCUAGGACAUGGGAAGGAUAAGAAAGGGUAAGAAAGGGUAAGGUAGGAGAAAGAAAGAUAAAGGGUACAAGAAUGAAAAAAAUUUUCAUAUUUGGGGGGAGGUGAAUUAAGGAAAUGGUAAAAAGAGAGAGUAAUGUAUAUUUUUUUUUUAUGUUUAGAAAGAAGUGAAUGAAGCUAAACUUAAAGGCUAUAGAAAUAAAAAUAAUUAUAAUUUUUACCUCUCCUUUUAACUCUUCCUUAAGCUUUAAUUUAAUUUGAGGUGUAAGAAAAAUUGAGAUUUGAGAGAUAUGAGAGAGCAAGAUUUACUCUGUUUAUCAUUGCUCUUCAUUAAUUCAUCCAUUUUCAAAUAGGGAGACAAAAUUUAAUUAUCCCUCCUUACCCUUAUUUACCCCCUCCACCCUCAUCCAAACAAACGUAUUGCGCACAGCUUGCAGAAGUGGUGUUUAUUGUCUAGAGAUGAUCACGAUUACUUGUUAGUCUUCUACUCUUUGUACGAUCACUUGUUUGUUCUAUCCUUAUCAUGCUGUUGUAAAUCUCUUUUAAUUAGUCUUCUAUGCCAAGCUCUUAAUUUGUAACCCAUAAAUACAAUUAUAUCAAAACAUAGAGAAAACGUCAUCGCUUCAUCCAUAUACAAGACUCUGCUUUUACAUUUAUAUUGUCAAAAAUACUACAAUCACGACCAGAUUUUGAUGUGUAAUCUUGUGUGUUUUUCCCCCUACGGCUGACUUCUGAACAAAAUAUAUUAAUCACUUCCGAUUGGCUCAAGAACUUGAUGAUAUUUCAUAAUUUUUGGCAUACUGAAGAGAGAGAUAGAGAGAGA